AAGACUUCGACCGAGUAACAGCGCGUCCCCGCAGCUGCACAGCGCUACUUUAGAUAGUUUGGUAAUCAGAAAUCCCCCUGGGAAUAAAUCCGUGUUAUUACCUACGUGUGGACGAAGAGCAGUCGAGCGUUUGUGGAAACAUGGACGCGACCCUGGAGGACAGCUUCCACGGCUCGUCGGAGGCAUAAAAAGCGGGUUCCGGUGGCGUUAUGUUUUUCUGUCAGGAAGUUUGACGCAUUCGGCUGAAGAUUAUUUCUCACUUUGUUUUGGUUGGGGCAAAGUUUGUGGACCGCGAUCGGCCACGGAAAACACGCACGACAGCCCGGUGGACGGUGGACUCUGACGUUGGAGAAGACUGCGUUUUGUGGAUAUCACAUGAAUUCUCCAGGAACCGUAAUGUUAGGAUUGUAAACAUCGAUGCUCCAACUUGUCUUCGCCUAACAUAACACAACAUAUCGACUUUAUGUGCUUAUUAAAACGUAUGCAGGUUGUGUUUUUUUCACAGACAGUUUCAUAUAAGCCAGUUUUUGCGUCAUGUGUGAACCCCAUCAUAUCGCGCACUGAAUCAAAUUCCCCUGCACUUUUGUCUUGUCACAGGCCGGAGAUCGGCCUGCAUGUAGUCUUCUGCUGUUAUGUUUAAGAUCCAUAUUCAAGUUGCCAUGCGAUGCCGUUAUCUGCAGGGCACUCGUACAAGUAAAGAUAUCUCCAGGGUUACCAUUUUGGACUCCAACCUGGCAACACAGUGAGGAAAAAUCUGCAAACUUUGCAAGAACAGAGGCCAUCAAAAAAAAAAAAAAUCACGGAAAUCGUUCGGUCUUUUCCUCUGGCGAGCUCAUACUCACAAAUGGAUUUUAUACAGGCCAUGCCGUUAUUGUUGCACCUUGUUUGGUAGGGUUUUUUUUGUUCCUAUAACACACGGACAUGGGCUCCCGCAUGCCUCAGAGAGUUGAUGUCGAGUGUGACCUCUGAAAAUGUUUUGGAAACGUGAGUUUUUUCCAGAGAUCCGGAGCUGCAGCAGAGCAGAAGUUUGUCUGUGGGCCACAGCUGGAGCAGCCUGAUGUGAGCUUUUCCAUCGGAACAUUUUCUCGUCAAACCUCACAGCUGUCUGAUGUGACCGGGGUCGUUUUUUUGUUUUGUUUUUUUUUCAGCUCGGAAAGUAUCUAUUAGUGUGUGUGUGCUUUCGUUUUUCCGUUGAAGAAGAAGAGCCCCUGAUACCUGAGGGGGUGGGGGGUGGUGGGUCAGGCCCGCCAUGGCGCCCCCACACUCACACACGCUCCCCGGUGUGUCGGUGUGACGGAGGGCACCGAUGGACGUGAGCAACGGAACGACCUACUGCGUCAUCUCUGCCUCGAGACACCGGUGACCGGCCGGCCGCACGCGGGGGAGAAGCCCGGGCUUGUCCCUACCGAGGUUGUCAAGGCGACAGGCUGUGGCUGGUUUGUUUCUGAAGACCGGUUUGUAGACCUCGCACACAAACAUCGCCACAAUGAAUGAGAGACAGGCGCUCCACUCUAUAAUGAAGGACCUGGUUGCCCUCCAGAUGACGCGGCGCCAGCCUGUGUUACCAUAUGACAGCGGCAAACCCAAGGCACUGGCCCAGGCCAACAGACAGGAUGAUGUCAGGAUAAAGUUUGAGUUCUCAGGAGAGAGGAGGAUCCUGAUGUUUGGACGACCUGUGCAGUUCGAGGAAAUCCAGCAGAAAGUUAAGGCCGUUUUUGGCCAGCAGCUGGACCUGCAUUAUAUGAACAAUGAGUUGUCCAUCCCUCUGCGAGGUCAGGAUGACCUGGACAAGGCGAUCGACCUGCUGGACCGGAGCUCCAACAUGAAGAGCAUCAAGAUCUUGCUGCUCACUCAGGAGCACAGCAAUGCCUCCUCUCCGUCCCACCACGUGCCGUGUAAGCAGGUGAGGAUCAAGUCCUCACAGUCCACUGGAGACGUUAGCACGGCGUAUCAAUCCUCCGAGCCCAGGGGGCGCCACCUAUCAACCGGUUCUCAGAACACGGGGCGCAGCUCGCCGCCUCCUGGCUAUGUGCCUGAAUGCCAGCAGAGGAUCGCACGCCAAGGUUCAUAUACCAGCAUAAACAGUGAGGGGGAGUUCAUCCCUGAGACCAGCGAUCAGUGUGUGCUGGAUCCCUGGAGCAGUGCCGAAAACUCUGUCUCUGGAAGCUGUCAGUCUCUGGACAGCAACUCUGACAGCCCCUCGCUGAGGAAGUCGCGCAUGCACAGGGCCAAGAGUUACCCUGAUAAUCGUCAGGAGUUCUCAGACAGGGAGAAUCAUGUGUAUGACAGGGUAGCAGGGAAAGGGGGCACCUAUCCUCGAAGGUACCAUGUCUCCCUGCAUCAUAAAGACCACAGCGAAGGCCGUCGAACAUUUCCUCGAAUUCGUCGCCCCCAGGGGAACCUGUUCACUCUGGUGCCCUCACGCCGGUCGCUCAACGGCAGCGAGGAGAGUCUGGGCAGCUGGCAACUGGUUGACGCUCAGGGCAGGCUCCGCCCCCAAGAGCGUUCUGUCGCACACAAGUCUCCCAGUGCUCCCAUGACGUGGCGACGGGGAAAACUACUGGGCCAGGGAGCAUUCGGUCGGGUUUACCUGUGUUACGAUGUGGAUACUGGGAGGGAGCUGGCUGCCAAGCAAGUCCAGUUUGACCCUGAGAGUCCAGAGACCAGCAAGGAGGUCAGCGCUUUGGAGUGCGAGAUCCAGUUGCUGAAAAAUCUGCAUCACGAGCGCAUAGUUCAGUAUUACGGCUGUCUGAGGGACCACAACGAGAAGACCCUCACUAUUUUCAUGGAGUACAUGCCGGGGGGUUCGGUCAAAGACCAGCUGAAGGCCUACGGAGCGCUGACAGAAAAUGUGACCCGGAAGUACACAAGACAGAUCCUGGAGGGCAUGUCCUACCUGCACAGCAACAUGAUCGUACACAGGGAUAUCAAAGGCGCCAAUAUCCUGCGGGAUUCAGCCGGCAACGUGAAGCUGGGAGAUUUUGGUGCCAGCAAGAGGCUGCAGACCAUCUGCAUGUCUGGCACCGGCAUCCGCUCUGUGACCGGCACCCCCUACUGGAUGAGCCCGGAGGUGAUCAGUGGAGAGGGCUACGGCAGGAAGGCUGAUGUCUGGAGCCUUGGUUGUACGGUGGUGGAGAUGCUGACAGAAAAGCCUCCAUGGGCUGAAUACGAGGCCAUGGCGGCGAUAUUCAAGAUCGCCACCCAGCCCACCAACCCACUGCUGCCCUCGCACACCUCCGACCAGGCACGGGACUUCAUUAGCUGCAUUUUUGUGGAGGCCAAACACAGGCCCAGUGCUGAGGAGCUACUCAGACAUCCUUUCUCCCAGAUUCUGUGCUGAAACCUGCCUGGUGUCUGAACUUCAUCCACAAAGUGGCACAGUAGCCUCAGCAGUAUCUGUAGCUUCCUCUGAACCAUCCAUGACAGAAAUCUGGACAUGGAUCUAGUCUCAAAAUCAGUGUUUAACGCACUGAGCACUCUGCCGUCUUUCGGAUUCUUCAAGAAGACUUUCAGACAAAUCACAGUUUGACAACAGCACUCAACAAAGCCCUGAAAACUGAUGCCAGUACAUGCCUUUACAAGAGUCUCCACCGGGAGGAGACAGAACACAGAUUGAGUCUUCAAGCCUUCUUAGAUACUCACACUCCAAAGUCAGCAUUAUUCAAGUCAUACACCAGUUGUGUCUUCACAGAAUUUCCUCUCCUGUGUUUACGUUCACUGCGUGAGCAGUUAUGAAAAAUGUGAGGAAGCCCCUGAAGUGUUUGAACCUUUUUUUAAGCUACAGCAGGCUUUAAGCUCAUGUUGAUGUUGAACACCCCUGAUGCACAGCAGUAUUAAAUGGACAGAAUUGUUCUCCUUAUUUUUCCACAUUACUCACACAUACGUAUUUUAUACGUAGAAGUCUCCACCCUUAAACCAUAGCUUUGGUAAAAGCUAGUUUUGAUGCACUUUUCCUUUCAAACUCCACAUUUGUGUCGAUGGUGUGAGAUUGAGUGAUGCCACAUGGAGUAGCUGCACUGGUGUUUAGGGAGAAUUCAGCCAUUGGAACAAAGUCCGGUUUUGGUUGCAGCCCUUCAGAAUCAAAACAUAAUAAGUAAUCUUACAGAUAGAAAAUGUAUUACCACCCUCAACAGAACAUGAUGCAGGGAAGCUGGUUGCCCCAGUUUGUACCUUUUUAUAUUUUACAGUUACAUUAAAGUCACAGUGCCAAGAAGUUUGUCUGAAAAGUAAAUGUUGAUAAUCAGGUGACCUCCAGGUAUUUAAUAGAUAUUCAGGCAACUGCACAACAAAGAGAUUUUUAACACGUCUCUCAAGCUGCAAUCAAGUGUUCAACUCUCCUACCCUCUAGCAUUUCCAAGCGGUGUUAUUGUUUGCGCCACUUUUGCAAAGACACCUGGAACGUUUUAGAGUCGCAAUUAACAUCAACACAUGAUAGAAAAACAUGACUUCAUUCAGUCAUUUAGUGUGUAAUGAAGAUGUGAGAGCAGACAGAGAUGGUUCCAGGCUGCCGACCUGACUGGAAUGCUAGUUGACCUUUUUCUUUUCCUGGGUGACUUCAUGCCCAGUGGCUGACAUAAUUGUGUAGUGAAAGCCGGGUUUAUAGGGAAUUAUUGUCAAGCAGAUGGUGUCAUUAUUCAAUAGACAUUACAGUGCACCAUCAACAUUGACUUUGUGAUGAUAGGCUAAGUUUUUUUGCCAGCAGAAGAGUUUUUGUAGACUCUGGAAAUAGCUUCAGAGCAGCGGUAACUUCAGCUUAAAGAUCAACAGCUACUGAGGAAUAACUUUCUCUGUGACUGUAUGAAAUUGUAAUAGAUGAGAGGCACAAACUUGGACUGCAGCUCCAAUUACUUUUAAUGAUUCUCCUUAAAGAAAAAAACUCUCCUUCCACUGUCAUUACCAGUAUUGCUCUCCUAAAGGAAUCAGUGCAUUCAGUAUAGUCCAAGAAUUCAAAUCAAAUAAUCUACCCAUCAUGACAUGUAACUGUGCUCAAGGGAGCUGAGGGUGGACUCCUCCCAUUAUUAUUCAUCCCUUUUGCCUCAGUGUGACCUGCCCUCCUACCUGCCAUCCUCCUCCUGCAGCUCUUCAGAGGAGAAAGGUAUCUCAGUCGACAAAGUGCCAAAAAGGGGGCAGAUAAUAUAUGACGAUGUGGACUUGGUAUCAGUUGGAAUGUGAAAGUGAACUGAACCCUAAAAAGCCUUAAUUUGGAAGUGAUCUUACUGUUCAUGUGUGUCUGACCCAAACAUCCCUGACUGAGAAGCCUUAACUUAAAGAUCGAUUUAAAAUCAGAUGCACUUUUAUGUAAAAUGAAUGUUAUGGGGUUGGUUUUGUUUUUUUCUCUCAACCAAAUUUGAUUUUGUUUUGUUUUUUGUACUUCAAAUGUGAAAAUUGCUCAGUUUUUAUUUAUAUCCCCAUGUCCAUUCCAAUUAGAUUUUAUAAGCAUAUAUAUGUAUAAAUAUAUUUUUUAUAUCUAGACUGUGUCAAAUCUGAUGAUACUUUCAGGACUUUGUGUCCUUGAAAAUAAAUCAUUGAAAGCAGCUGGUUUUGCAGACAUUACAGAUUUGGGGUUUAUAAAUGAAAAAUGGGUGGAAAACGAACUCUGGCUGCCUGGUUCAUGUUCCAGCUCAGAAGAAAAAAAAAAACUUUCCACACGUCUUUAGCUAUACAUUAAUGCGACAGUGUUACCUGACAGGUUACGUAAACCUUGCAUCAUCAUUUUGGCCGUAACGCUUUGACACAUCAAUGAGCUCUCAUGAAUGAAACCUUUGAUGGCUAAAUUUGAAAAUGCUGGGACUAGUUUUUGUGUGAUUUCAGUGUUAAUAAUAUGAUUAAUAGGUGUGUGUGUGUGUGUGUGUGUGUGUGUGUGUGUGUGUGUGUGUGUGUGUGUGUGUGUGUGUGUGUGUGUGUGUGUAAGCCAAAGACAAGCGGGAUCGGAGCCAGUGCUGGAUUUCAGAGUUCGCUUUCAACCCAGAUGACGACUUUGUUUAUCCCAGGGUUCAGACGACGAGUCCAGCAUUGACUGAUAUUCUGAACAAAGGGCUUACUGCUGCCUUGAUGCUAAUAUGAGAACUUGAUAUGUGGGCUGCUACAGGCUAAAGGCAGCUAAAACAUGUUCAUUGUUGAAAAUAAUGCAGCGAGAUAAAGAACCCUGUGGUAAGCAAAUGAGUACAAACUAGUU
This is a messenger RNA of Acanthopagrus latus (yellowfin seabream), 6175 nucleotides long. RefSeq names its product mitogen-activated protein kinase kinase kinase 3 (gene map3k3). Gene Ontology annotation, biological process: protein phosphorylation. Bases 1487 to 3340 code for a protein of 617 amino acids. NCBI's taxonomy places the organism in Eukaryota, Metazoa, Chordata, Actinopteri, Spariformes, Sparidae. The record is from RefSeq and is a predicted model, not a curated record. Gene Ontology annotation, molecular function: protein binding; protein kinase activity; ATP binding. The transcript has 17 exons.